Messenger RNA from Marmota monax (woodchuck), 2183 nucleotides. RefSeq names its product death associated protein kinase 3 (gene Dapk3). The record is from RefSeq and is a predicted model, not a curated record. Bases 156 to 1562 code for a protein of 468 amino acids. The transcript has 9 exons. Gene Ontology annotation, biological process: intracellular signal transduction; protein phosphorylation; positive regulation of apoptotic process. Lineage: Eukaryota; Metazoa; Chordata; Mammalia; Rodentia; Sciuridae. Gene Ontology annotation, molecular function: protein serine/threonine kinase activity; ATP binding. Gene Ontology annotation, cellular component: cytoplasm; nucleus.
GCUGGGACAGAGGUCCGUGGCUGAGGCUAGCGCGGCGGCGGGGCUGGCCCUGGACUCGCGGCCGCCGAGGGGUCCCAGGGGACUCCCGAGGCCCUGUCCCUGGGCCUCAGUGCUUUCAACUGGAGCAGAAGCGACUGGAAGGCAGACCAGCCACCAUGUCGUCGUUCCGACAGGAAGACGUGGAGGACCACUACGAGAUGGGCGAGGAGCUGGGCAGUGGCCAGUUUGCAAUCGUGCGGAAGUGCCGGCAGAAGGGCACUGGAAAGGAGUAUGCGGCCAAGUUCAUCAAGAAGCGCCGCCUGGCGUCCAGCCGGCGUGGUGUCAGCCGGGAGGAGAUCGAGCGGGAGGUGAGCAUCCUGCGGGAGAUCCGGCACCCCAACAUCAUCACUCUGCAUGACGUCUUUGAGAACAAGACGGACGUGGUGCUCAUCCUGGAGCUGGUCUCUGGUGGGGAGCUCUUCGACUUCCUGGCAGAAAAGGAGUCGUUGACCGAGGACGAGGCCACCCAGUUCCUCAAGCAGAUCCUGGAUGGCGUUCACUACCUUCACUCCAAGCGCAUCGCUCAUUUCGACCUUAAGCCAGAAAAUAUCAUGCUUCUGGACAAGAAUGUGCCUGACCCCCGGAUCAAGCUCAUCGACUUUGGCAUUGCCCACAAGAUUGAAGCAGGGAAUGAGUUCAAGAACAUCUUUGGCACCCCGGAGUUUGUGGCUCCUGAGAUUGUCAACUAUGAGCCCCUGGGCCUGGAGGCAGACAUGUGGAGCAUUGGCGUCAUCACCUACAUCCUCCUUAGUGGCGCGUCCCCAUUCCUGGGUGAGACCAAGCAGGAGACCUUGACCAACAUCUCGGCCGUGAACUACGACUUCGACGAGGAGUACUUCAGCAGCACCAGCGAGCUGGCCAAGGACUUCAUCCGCCGGCUGCUUGUCAAAGAUCCCAAAUGGAGUGGAGGACACAGGUGUGACUUGGGGUGGUCUUCCAGGAGGAGAAUGACCAUCGCCCAGAGCCUGGAGCAUUCCUGGAUCAAGGCCAUCCGGCGGCGCAAUGUCCGCAGUGAGGACAGCAGCAAGAAGCCCGAGCGGCGGCGCCUGAAGACCACGCGGCUCAAGGAGUACACCAUCAAGUCGCACUCGAGCAUGCCGCCCAACAACACCUACGCCAACUUCGAGCGCUUCUCCAAGGUGCUGGAGGAGGUGGCGGCCGCCGAGGAGGGGCUGCGCGAGCUGGAGCGCGGCCGCCGGCUGUGCCGCGAGGAUGUGGAGGCGCUGACGGCCAUCUACGAGGAGAAAGAGGCCUGGUACAAGGAGGAGAGCGACAGCCUGGGCCAGGACCUGAGGCGGCUGCGGCAGGAGCUGCACAGGACGGAGGCGCUGCAGCGGCAGGCGCAGGAGGAGGCCAGGGGCGCCCUGCUGGGGGCCAGUGGGCUCAAGCGCCGCUUCAGCCGCCUCGAGAACCGCUACGAGGCACUGGCCAAGCAGGUGGCCUCCGAGAUGCGCUUUGUGCAGGACCUGGUGCGCGCCCUGGAGCAGGAGAAGCUGCAGGGCGGGGAGUGCAGUCUGCGCUAGUGGCCUGCUCAUCCUCUGCAGCCCCAGGGUCACGCUAGCCUGGCCGCCACCCAGGCCACCCUCUCCUCAGCGGGACCACCUCCCCUGUGGCCAGGGCCUUAGCUUCUGCGCAGGCUUGGAAAAGGGCCACCACCCAGACGGCACUGGCGAUGGUGGGUGUCAUGGCCUGGAGCACUGCCUGGUGGUGGGGGUGGCGGCCAGGGCCCCUGAGCAGGCAGGCAGAAGCUGACAGCCUGGAGUGGUGUCUGUCCGUGGGUUCAUGCUGGGCAGCGGGCCCCAUCCUGUCCAGCAGGUGGCUCUUGAGCCCCAAUCAGCCCUGUCCACAAAUGCUUGCCCCACUGUGUGACGUGCCUGGCCUUGUGCUGCGUCCUGAUGAUCAAACUAUGCUGGUGAUUGAUGCCCUUCCCGCUGGUCUGGCCUGGUGCAGCCGCACAGUUCUAUAACCCUAGUGGCUUUAGAGGCUGAGGCAGGAGGAUGCAAGUUCAGAGCAGCCUCAUCAGCUUAGUGAGACCCUGUCUCUUAAAUAAAAAGGGCUGGGGAUGUGGCUCAGUGGUCAAGUGCCCCUGGGUUCAAUCCCCAGUACCGGGAAAAAAAAAAAAAAAAGUUGGUGUUCUGGGGAAC